AUGGCCGAUGUCGAAGAGCCGCAGUUUACCACCCUUGCCCAGCGCAUUGCUGCUUUGAAGCAACAACAGGCAGAUGACUCUCUGGUCCCUCAAAAUAAUACCCUGACGAUAGCUAAGCGACCACCACCGCCCCCUAUCCCAAGUUCCAAUCGACCUCACCUUCCCACGAGGCCAAAGACUGCCAACAAUCCUCCAAUUCUUACAUAUGGUUCAUCCGUGAACCAGAAACCAUCCAAUCAGCCGAUUGGCGCAAAGUCAAACUCACCCCCGGUCGGUCGCGAUGGUCCGACGAACAAUACCAAGAGUCCUGCUCUCCCACCUCGAAAUGCUCCUCCUCCGUUGCCCACCAGGAAAGCUUCGACGCCAUCCCUACCACCGAGGAGAGCGUCUACAUCAACACAAUUGGUAAGGAGAGGUUCGGGAGACUCGACCAUAUCACAAGUGUCCACUAUCUCCGCCAUAUCAUUGAAUAGUUAUGGCAGACUUGCCUCUUCAAUAACAUCCAUUGGGUCAACCGAUAAGAGAAUGUUGCCCCCUCCUUUGGAUAUGGCAAAGCUUCCGCCUUUACCACCUUCGAGGAGGGAACUGCAGGAGAAGGCAAGACUGGAGCAGAAGGCUAAAAUACCACUCGUUUCUACCAAGUCAGCCCCGGUUGUUCUGAAGCAGCCUCCAGUUGUUGAUCGUGAGAUGCCACCCAAAAUGCCUCCAAGACCAACUGCAAACAUUGAGCAAGGAAAGCCAGUUGCUUUACCACCACGAAGAUUACCACCUCCAUCUUCCACUCGUUCUGCUUUAUCUCUAGGGUUCGGUAACAAAGCAACCGAAACACCAAAUCCUGCACCAAGACCAGCCCCUACACAUAACAGAACCCCUGCACUUGCCGUCCAAGAACUGAACUCGGAUAAUUUUGAUCGUGUCGUUUUCUCUGGGAAAUUUGCUCUUGUGGAUUUUUAUGCUCCAUAUUGCAAAUAUUGUGUCGAAUUGGACCCGCAUUACAAACAACUUGCCGAGGAUUUUGCAUUUGCCUCUGACAGACUUGUUAUUGCCAAGGUUGAUGUCGACGAGCAUAAAUCUUUCAUGACCAGAUAUGGCAUACAAGGAUAUCCGACCAUCAUGUUCUUCGAUGGAAAUGGAGAUAACCCCGAAACGUAUCAGUAUAUGAGAGAUACGGCUGCUAUGACGGAGUUCUUGACUGAAAAGACUGGAAUAUCACCAUCUGAUGCACCAAAACCUGGAAGAGCACCACCACCUAUUAACCUUAGAUCGAAGCCAACAUCGGCUCAGGUGAAAGCUGUAAGUGCUGCUCCAACUACAUCAUCAUCUUCUUCAACGGGCUGUCUCUUAUGUCGAGACUUCUCUGGCCCGGAUCAAAUUGCAUCAAAAUAUUCAAGAGAAUUCCUUCCAAGAUCACCUGAUAAUACAGGAUAUCUUGCUGAUGUUCUUUGUCGCCCUUUCAGUUCACCUACUGAUAAAGCUCGUGCGAUAUUCGUUUGGCUUCACCAUAAUAUAGCCUAUGACACUGGGGCCUUCUUUGGCAAUCGAGUCAAAAAUGUUACACCAGCCGAUACUAUUAAGACCGGCUUAGCAGUUUGUGGUGGAUACGCUGGUCUAUUUACAGCUAUUGCACUUAAAGCAGGACUUGAAGCCAUCAUGAUAACGGGUCAUGGAAAAGGAUUCGGAUAUACGCCACUUAAACCAGGAGAAUCAUGUCCACCACCUAACCCAGGUGGCCAUGCCUGGAAUGCAGUACGUAUUGAUGGGGGAGAGUGGAAACUUAUUGAUGCAUGUUGGGGAUCUGGACAAUUAGGAGACGAUCAAACGUACAACAAGAAUUUGAUCUCAUCCUACUUUACCAUGUCGAAUGAAGAAUUUGGUCUCAAACAUUUUCCGGCUGAUAAAGCACAUUUUUUUAGAAAUGAUAGAAGGAUUUUAAGCUGGGAAGAAUAUUUCAUUGGAAAUAUAGGUGGUGAACCAUUACAAAUUUUCAGCUCUCCAGAAGAUCAUCACGGUAUCUCCCAAACUUCUAUCGCACCCCCUCAGAGACAGAUACAAGCCUCACCCACAUCUAACGAAAUCAUUCGUUUCCAAUUUUCCAAAAUAUGCAUACAUUACGACUUUGAGCGCAACGGACCUGGUAAGCCAUAUUGUAUGCUGUUGAAAAUAGGAGGGAUCGAUGGGAGAAAGGAGGAUAUGGUACCAUUUGAAUUCGAUGGCUUUUGGUGGUGGGUAGAUGUUAAGACUAAGGAACUGGGAGCGAGGGGUCAAACAAUUAGUUUGUUUGCGGUUACGAGUGUCAAUGGAGAGGAUGCUAGGGGUAUGACGAAGAAGGAGUACGAGGUGAAGAAGGGGAAAUGUGGAAUGGGCUUUGCAGGAGUUGCGGCUUGGGAGCUAAUUUGA
This is a messenger RNA of Sclerotinia sclerotiorum 1980 UF-70, 2397 nucleotides long. RefSeq lists its product as hypothetical. The transcript has 2 exons. The record is from RefSeq and is a predicted model, not a curated record. Bases 1 to 2397 code for a protein of 798 amino acids. NCBI's taxonomy places the organism in Eukaryota, Fungi, Ascomycota, Leotiomycetes, Helotiales, Sclerotiniaceae.